AUGUUUGUUUGGUGGCUUAUUGGAUCAAUUGGAUAUUUAUAUAUCGGUAUUAUUUUUUGUCAAGAUAAUAGUCAUGUUUUAGCUGACAUGGAACCACAGUCAGACGUGGUACAAGUCCAGCUCUCUGUUAAUGGUAAUCCUCCACAACAAGUUAUUAAUGAAACAAAUAAUAUAGCAGCCAAGGAUGGCAUAAACACGGAAACUAGCACAAUAACAACUGCGGCACCGGAGCCAUUUUCUUGUCAUGAAUGUACAGAUUGUCAUCUAAUAAAAUCUGAUAAUAUUACUACUCGUGUUUGUGAAACAGGCAUAAAUAUGUGCUAUAAAAUGUAUAAGCAGAUUAAUAAUGUUAGUCGAUUAGUCCAUCUUGGCUGUUCAACAUCAAAAGGACAAUGUACAGUACCCGAGGAUUAUCAGCCGAAGUCAUUCGAAAGUAUAACAUGUUGUACAAGUCAAAAAUGUAAUCAAGCAACUCAAGUUAAAAUAUCGUUCUUUCUUUCAUCAUUAAGUCUCUUUAGUCUUCUCGUUAUUAUCUAUAAUAAAUGA
Messenger RNA from Rotaria sordida, 546 nucleotides. The record is from the annotation of a GenBank genome assembly. NCBI's taxonomy places the organism in Eukaryota, Metazoa, Rotifera, Eurotatoria, Philodinida, Philodinidae.